Naegleria gruberi is the source of this 2017-nucleotide messenger RNA. RefSeq names its product Sel1 domain protein repeat-containing protein. The transcript has a single exon. The record is from RefSeq and is a predicted model, not a curated record. Bases 31 to 1959 code for a protein of 642 amino acids. Gene Ontology annotation, molecular function: protein binding. NCBI's taxonomy places the organism in Eukaryota, Heterolobosea, Eutetramitea, Acrasida, Naegleriidae.
CAAUUUCAUUAUUUCACACUCAAAAAAAAAAUGCAUCAAUUUCUUCCUCGUGAUAUGUGGCUCGAGGUUUUUUCCUUCCUAAAACCAACACUGAUCAUUUCACAAUGUUCACCACUCUCACACGAAUGGCACAAUUUAAUGGCAUCUAUAAAUUUUGAACUUUCAUUCAAGAUGAAGAAUUCUGAAGAGGAUGAUUACAUUGAUGAUGAGGAAACAGAUGAGAUUGAAUUGUGUAAUAAAGUAGGAAAGGAAGGCAGAUAUGCAGCACUUGAAAAGGCAAUUGUUGGCAUGUGUCAGUGCAGUGCUUUGAAAAGUGUCAAAAAAUUGAAUUUUUCACAAGUUUCACUAAAUGAUGAGCUUGUUAGAAAGAUUGCCCAAUGUGAAAAUUUUGCCAAUUUGCAAUCGUUGAAUCUUUACAAUAGUGAGAUUAGUGUUGCGAGCUUUAAGGCAAUUCUGAAAAGUACUUUUGCAAAUUCUUUGAAAAAACUCAAAUUUGAGGGGAAGAAUAUGGAAAAAUCAAAUUGUGAAGAAAUUGAAAAGUAUUUGGAAGAAAAUAGUGGUCAACUGAGUAAUCUUGGUGUGUAUUAUUUUGAAAUGGGAGAAAUUAUGAAAACUACUCAUCAUGAAUAUGCAUCGGAACUUUUCAAAAAGGCAGUAGAUCACAAGUAUUACAAAGCCAUGUUUACAAUUGGUGUCAUGUAUGAUAUUGGACCACUUCAAUUUCAAGGUGGAGGAGAGGAGGCAAUGGAAUGGUAUUUGAAAGCUCUGAAUAAUGGAAUAGCCAAGGCAGCUGUUAAUCUUGGAGUUGUUUACAGAGAGGGCAUUGUUGUAAAGAAGGAUAUUUCGAAAACAAUCGAAUAUUAUUCAAUGGCUGACAGAAUGGGAGGAACUACGGGAAUGUUCUAUCUUUCCUUAUUAUAUUUCGAUGGAGAAGGGGUAGAAGAAGAUAUCAAUAGAGCAAUGAAACUACUCAAGAAGGCAGGAUCACUUGGAGACAAAGAUGCAUUUUGUAGAUUAGGCGAAAUCUAUUUGGAAGGUCAUCUCUUUGAGGUUAAUAAGGAGAAAGCUUUCUACUACUUUAAUAAGGCUGCGAAAUUAGGAAGUGCCAAAGCAAUGCAUCAUUUGGGUGUCAUGUAUAGAACAGGUGAGUUUGUAGAGCAAGAUAAUGAAAAAUCUUUCAGAUACUAUCUGAAAUCUGCCAAAUUAGGACAUGCAAGUGCUCAAUUGUGUGUUGCAGAUUGUUAUGAGAAUGAUAAGGAUGACAUGGAUGAGGCAUUCAAAUGGUACUUGAAAUCUGCUCUAAAUGGUGAUACUAGAGCUGCUCUCUAUGCAGGUGCCUUAUUGGCGAAUGGUAAAAAGGUGGAAAGAAAUCUACCACUUGCACUUAUGCUCUGUGAUAGAGCAGCAAGAAGUGGAAAUGUUCAUGCCCUCUGUAAUGUUGGACGAAUAUACGAAUUUGGAGAUGAAACAAUUCCAGUUGACAUACCCAAAGCUAUUCAAUAUUAUGAAAAUGCAGCAAGUAUGGAUAGUACAAGGGCUAUGUUAAGUCUUGGUGUCCUCCUUUCAGGUAAUGAUAUCUACAGAGAUAUGGAGAAAGCCAAGCAAUAUUUGUUAAGAGGAAGUGAACUUGGUGAUCUGUAUUGUAAAUUUGCUUUGGCUGAAUUAUUCUAUCUACUUGAAGAUUAUGAAAAUGCCUUGUUGUGGAUUAAUGAGGCGAUUGAAGAGGGUGAUCUCGAGGCCAUCUGUACAUUAGGAAAGUGGUAUAAGGAAGGUAAAGCUGUGCCAUUGGAUUAUUCGAAAGCAAUAGAAUUGUUUGAGAGGGCUUCUCUAAGCCUCUGUGAUAAUGCUGUAGAAGAACUUGCCGAAAUGUAUAGAAAUGGUUUGGGAGUGGAAAAGAAUGAGGAAAAGGCUAAUGAGCUAAUGCAAUCCAUUGGUUGCACAGAACAAGCAGAAGAAUAGGUUAUUAUUAUUGGAAAGACAAAACAACUUAUUAAAUUAUUUACUACUAUACUUUCUG